AUGGAGCUUUGGGUUGUAAAGGGGGAGAUCAGCAUGUCAGACAUGGCAAUAGAUGAGCUCAACACGUCUCACUGCUCUCUCUCUCACUCUGCCUCUCCAACUUCUCCCCCUCCUCAGAUCGGCAAGUACUAUGUGGCAAUAGACGAGUUCGAGCGGAUCGGCAAGUACUACGUGGCAAUAGACGAGUUCGAGCGGGUAGUGUUGCCGCACCUCAUGCCGUCAGAUACAACGCGCCUGCACAUCGUGGACGAGAUCGGGCGCAUGGAGCUCUGCAGUGACAAGUUCAGAGACGCUGUACUCAACCUGCUCGCCUCUCCCGUUGCUGUGUUUGGCGCCCUGCCCGCCCCUCGUUAUGGUCACACAUUGGAGCUAGUAGAGGAAAUCAAGCAGCGCGCCGACACAGCCGUGCUCACGCUCACGAAAGCAAAUAGGGACGCCACAGCAGUGCAGAUAGAGGAGCUGCUCACACGGCUCAUCCAGGAGGGGGAAAAGGGGGCGGGGGGGGCGCUAGGGGAAGAGGGGGAGGGGGACGGGGGAGUGGGGGGAGUGGGUGGGUUGGGGGGAGAUGGUGGGGGGAAUGAGGGCGAGGGGGAGAGCAACAUAGGAGUGGGUGGUGGGGGUCUAGGGUACGGAGGGGUGAGGGGAGCAGGAACUGGUGCAGCGAAUGCCGUUCCGGCAGCGGCAGCAGGUUUGGAGACCGGAGCGGCAGGUCCGGCGUUGAUAAGCGGAGGUUCGGGAGCGGGGAUGAAUCAUGUGCUAGCUGCAGUGCAAGCCCAUGUGGCCAAUGCGGACCUCUUUGAUGGGUCUCAUACUGUUCAUGGGUAG
Messenger RNA from Closterium sp. NIES-65, 825 nucleotides. Lineage: Eukaryota; Viridiplantae; Streptophyta; Zygnematophyceae; Desmidiales; Closteriaceae. The record is from the annotation of a GenBank genome assembly.